Messenger RNA from Corticium candelabrum, 1380 nucleotides. RefSeq lists its product as uncharacterized. The record is from RefSeq and is a predicted model, not a curated record. The coding region runs from base 88 to 1380 and encodes 430 amino acids. Lineage: Eukaryota; Metazoa; Porifera; Homoscleromorpha; Homosclerophorida; Plakinidae. The transcript has 2 exons.
GGGAAAUGUCUCUUCUGUAAGGCUGUUGACAAAAAGGUUAGAGACAAUACUGGCAAACGCAGAAAGGUAGAAAAGUUAAGUAGAUGCAUGACUAAGGAAGCUGCCGAAGCAAUACAUAGAUCUGCGGAAAUUUACAACGACGAGGACAUGCUGCUUCUAACUCGUGUCUCUAAAGACUUUGUUGCUUUGGAAAUUCAGUACCACCGAUCCUGCUACUCAGAAUACACCCCUAGGAAGAAACUGACUGCAGCACAGAAAGUUGCAUCAGGUGUAGCAGGACAAGGUGACAAGGGCACCAUUUAUGAGUUAGCUUUCACUAGUCUUGCUGAGGUUGUUGAAGAGCGAAUCAUCCAUCAACAUGAAGUAUUAGGUCUGUCGUGUGUGACGUUGAUGUAUGAGCGUACUUUGAUGGAUUUGGAUUCAGAUAUCCAACCUGGUCAGUACCGUAGUGAAAGGUUAAAGCGUCGUCUCGAGAACCAUUUUGGUGACCGGUUAGAGUUUGGGAAGUCUAGCCAUCGCAAAAUCAAGUCUGUUGGCUUUCUUGUGUAUGCUUCUGACAUCUCCCGUGCUCGCCUUAUAGAGUUUUACUACACGCGUCUUUCUCAAACAGAGGAUGAAGAUGGUUCUUCAGCUGCAGAUAUUGAUAUAGAUUGGACUGCGCCAAGAGAUUCGCAAACAGAUGUUGCGGAUGCGUUCCACACAGCCGCCUGUCUGAGGAACGUCAUGUUAGAUAUCCCCUCUAGUCCAUGGCCACCAGGACCACAAGAUCUCGAAAAUUCGGACGUCGUUCGAUCGGUUCCUGCCGCCUUGUUCAACUUUCUUGCUUGGCUUGUCGUAGGUCCUGAAAAGAGUGAAAAUGAAUUAUCAUCUGCUUUCUCUUCUCAUCUCACUGUUACUUCACCUUACCAUAAACGCCGUAUAUUGUCCAUAGCUCAAGAUAUUAUUUUUUGCUGUAUGACUGGAAGAGUUAAGCCACCGAAACACCUGUCUUUGCCAGUCACUGUUCACCAUUUGACUGGCAGCACUCAGCUUGUACAACUACUAAAUCGUUUUGGCCAUGCUAUUAGCGUAUCUCGGCUUCAGCGGCUGGAAACAGCUAUUGCACAAAAUCGGUUGUCAAGAAACUCUCAACUCCCUUCAAAUAUCAUCUCAAAUGUCCCAGCCGUGUUUUGUUGGGACAACAAUGAUAUCAUGGAAGAGACGCGUACCGGAGCUGGAACCACCCAUUGCACUAAUGGAAUAGUUAUACAACGAUCUUCUCGCAAUUGCGACGUAGCCGUACCGUUGCCAAAAGGGCCAUCAAAGCCGCACCCUUCGCCUGUGGAGCUUGAUCACUACAAUGCGCAAUGCGGGUCGAAGAAAAGGUCCUACUUCGACUGA